AUGCAGAAGCUCGCCAAGCGAGUCGCCCAGGCCCAGCGCCAGGCCGGCCGACGUGCGCAAAAAGCUGCCAAAACCGAACAGACCAACUACAAGCUUCGAAACCAGCAGGCCUUCCGAGGUGCUGUUUCUGAGGUCCGACAGAAUCUUAAGGAUGCCCGCCGGGCCCGAAAGGAGGAUUGGGAGCUGGGCCCUCUUGCCCCGAAGCGUGAUCUGGGAUUCAAUCAGUACGGCAUGUUCUCCGAGAGUGUACGAACGGAUUGGUCCAACUACGGCUUCUACACACCACGACCCGAGGUUCUUGAGAAGAGAUGUGCUUGGGCUGGAGGACUGAAGCAGCUCAACCUGGCUGUGUCUGAUCGAGUGGUCAUUAUGGAUGGACCGGACAAGGGCAAGAUUGAUCGUAUCAAGGCGAUCAACCUUCAAUCAGGAUCUGUUACCCUUGAGACUCAUCACCGGGCAAUUAGUGCUGGCAUGUUUGGCAACGACAGCCGGUCCCAACCUAUGCCUAUCUCGAUCGGUUCGAUCCGCCUCGUUUACCCCAUCACCAACUCCGAGACUGGAAUCACCAGGGAUGUUGUUAUCAAUCAGCUCAAGGCAGUUCCUCCGAACAUGAAGUCAACCAACAUGACACUCGAUCGAUGGGAGCAUGGAAAGAAAUGGGACCGGCUCGUUCCCGGAAUCAACGUUGUUAUCCCCUGGCCCGCAGUGGAGGCGCCAGAAUAUGAGACACACGCCAGCGAUACUCCUCGUGAGGCUGCUGAGAACCGAUCUUUCUACUACAACCUCCUCUCCGCCCCCAUGCCCGAAACCGUUAUCGACGAGCUACGAAACAAGUUCUCCAAGUUCCGAACACGCCACGAGGAGUGGUACGUCCAGCAGAAGGAGUACGAGGCAAAUGCCGAAAAGGCACGGGAGGAUUCCAUUCUGUCCAUGCAGACUCCCCUCCAGGAGUACCACGCCCAACAGCGCGAGCUGCGUGCCGCCCAGGGCGAGCCCGAGCUCAGCGACGAGAUGCUGGAGAAGCUGGGUGCCAUCCUUGCCGAAAGGAAAGAGGCUGCUCUCGAGAAGGCUGGUGUGUCCGAAGUGGUGGCGGAUUCUUCGAUACCUCCUACAAAGACGACACCUCCGGCUCAAUAA
Molecule: messenger RNA, 1137 nt
Organism: Fusarium keratoplasticum
Lineage: Eukaryota; Fungi; Ascomycota; Sordariomycetes; Hypocreales; Nectriaceae
Exons: 2
Coding region: 1-1137 (378 amino acids)
Biological process (GO): translation
Cellular component (GO): ribosome; mitochondrion
Molecular function (GO): RNA binding; structural constituent of ribosome
Source: RefSeq, a predicted model, not a curated record